Molecule: messenger RNA, 1965 nt
Organism: Aspergillus affinis
Lineage: Eukaryota; Fungi; Ascomycota; Eurotiomycetes; Eurotiales; Aspergillaceae
Product: dihydrolipoyl dehydrogenase
Exons: 4
Coding region: 1-1965 (654 amino acids)
Cellular component (GO): oxoglutarate dehydrogenase complex; mitochondrion
Molecular function (GO): flavin adenine dinucleotide binding; dihydrolipoyl dehydrogenase (NADH) activity
Source: RefSeq, a predicted model, not a curated record
AUGGUCUGCAGGAGAUCCGCGAGCAGGACAGAGAGCUGUAUUGUGUCCCUCGACUCCCCGGACCGCAGUCAACAAGUCGGCAGGAGGGACAGACAUAAGGGAAACAAGGGCAAGGAACAGAUAGGAAAGGGCAGGAAAGGAGAGAUCGCGAUAGCCGAGUUGACCCGACGCUAUACCGCUGAGGUAAUCGGUACCGGGGCGGAAUACGGUAAGGAUACCGGGCCGGCAGCUUUUGCUGGCAAACCUCAAGAAAGCUUUCUCGUCCCAACUUCCCUUCUUCUUCCCUUAUACUGCUCCAGCUCUUAUCCACUGAUACCCUCCAUUGCUGCAUCCCCUCCCCUCCUUGAUUGUCUGAUUCGGGGGUUUGCUUGUCUGAUCUACUUCUACUACCUUAUCUCUUCUUUUUUCUCCCCUCGUGUGCUUUUCAUCAUGUUCCGGACUCUUCUGCCCCGGGCUACGCCGCGGGCUGCCCUCCGCACUGCUCGCACCCCCUCUAACUUCGUCGCUGCCCCUACUCUCGCUUUCCUCGGACGCUCGAAACGUGGCUACGCCUCGGAAUCGGGUGAGCACGAUGUUGUUAUCAUUGGUGGUGGUGUCGCUGGUUACGUUGCUGCCAUCAAGGCUGGUCAGGAAGGCCUGAAGACUGCCUGUAUCGAGAAGCGUGGCCGCCUCGGAGGCACCUGCUUGAACGUCGGCUGUAUCCCCUCGAAAUCUCUGCUCAACAACUCGCAUCUCUACCACCAGGUCCUCCACGACACGAAAAAGCGCGGUAUCGAGGUCGGUGAUGUCAAGUUGAACCUCGAGCAGAUGAUGAAGGCCAAGGACACCUCCGUCGACGGUCUCACCAAGGGUAUCGAGUUCCUGUUCAAGAAGAACAACGUCGACUACGUCAAGGGUACCGGUGCGCUGGUCGACCAGAACACCGUCAAGGUCAACCUGCUCGAGGGUGGUGAGCAGACCCUCCGCGGAAAGAACAUCCUCAUUGCCACCGGUUCUGAGGCCACUCCUUUUCCCGGCCUGAACAUCGACGAGAAGCGCAUCAUCACCAGCACCGGCGCUCUCUCUCUGCAGGAGGUCCCCAAGAAGAUGGUUGUCAUCGGUGGUGGUAUCAUCGGUCUGGAGAUGGCUUCCGUUUGGUCGCGUCUCGGAUCCGAAGUCACCGUCGUCGAAUUCUUGAACCAGAUCGGUGGUCCUGGUAUGGAUGCCGACAUCGCCAAGCAGGCCCAGAAGAUCCUCGGCAAGCAGGGCAUCAAGUUCAAGACCGGCACCAAGGUUACCAAGGGUGACGACAGCGGCGCUACCGUCAGCCUCAGCGUUGAGUCCGCCAAGGGCGGCAAGGAGGAGACCCUCGACGCCGACGUCGUCCUGGUCGCUAUCGGUCGCCGUCCCUUCACCGAGGGUCUGGGCCUGGAGAACGUUGGAAUCGAGAAGGACGACCGGGGCCGUUUGGUGAUCGACCAGGAGUACCGCACCAAGGUCUCCAACAUCCGUGUGAUCGGUGACUGCACUUUCGGACCCAUGCUGGCCCACAAGGCUGAGGAGGAGGCCGUUGCCGCCGUCGAGUACAUCAAGAAGGGCUACGGCCACGUCAACUACGCCUGCAUCCCCAGCGUCAUGUACACCCACCCCGAAGUCGCCUGGGUUGGCCAGAACGAGGCCGAGGUCAAGGCUUCCGGCGUCAAGUACCGCGUCGGUACCUUCCCCUUCAGCGCCAACUCUCGUGCCAAGACCAACCUCGACACUGAGGGUCAGGUCAAGUUCAUCGCCGAUGCCGAGACCGACCGCAUUCUCGGUGUGCACAUCAUCGGCCCCAACGCCGGUGAGAUGAUCGCCGAGGCCACCCUUGCUGUUGAGUACGGUGCCUCUUGCGAGGACGUCGCCCGGACGUGCCACGCUCACCCCACUCUGUCCGAGGCCUUCAAGGAGGCCGCCAUGGCCACCUACUCCAAGGCCAUUCACUUCUAA